CCAAAGCAGAGGCAGUGGAGCUUGAGGUUCUUGCUGGUGUGAAAUGACUGAGUACAAACUGGUGGUGGUUGGAGCAGGUGGUGUUGGGAAAAGCGCACUGACAAUCCAGCUAAUCCAGAACCACUUUGUAGAUGAAUAUGAUCCCACCAUAGAGGAUUCUUACAGAAAACAGGUGGUUAUAGAUGGUGAAACCUGUUUGUUGGACAUACUGGAUACAGCUGGACAAGAAGAGUACAGUGCCAUGAGAGACCAAUACAUGAGGACAGGCGAAGGCUUCCUCUGUGUAUUUGCCAUCAAUAAUAGCAAGUCAUUUGCGGAUAUUAACCUCUACAGGGAGCAGAUUAAGCGAGUAAAAGACUCGGAUGAUGUACCUAUGGUGCUAGUGGGAAACAAGUGUGAUUUGCCAACAAGGACAGUUGAUACAAAACAAGCCCACGAACUGGCCAAGAGUUACGGGAUUCCAUUCAUUGAAACCUCAGCCAAGACCAGACAGGGUGUUGAAGAUGCUUUUUACACACUGGUAAGAGAAAUACGCCAGUACCGAAUGAAAAAACUCAACAGCAGUGAUGAUGGGACUCAGGGUUGUAUGGGAUUGCCAUGUGUGGUGAUGUAACAAGAUACUUUUAAAGUUCUGUCAGAAAAGAGCCACUUUCAAG
Molecule: messenger RNA, 656 nt
Organism: Symphalangus syndactylus (siamang)
Lineage: Eukaryota; Metazoa; Chordata; Mammalia; Primates; Hylobatidae
Gene: NRAS
Product: NRAS proto-oncogene, GTPase
Biological process (GO): signal transduction
Cellular component (GO): membrane
Molecular function (GO): GTP binding; GTPase activity
Source: RefSeq, a predicted model, not a curated record